UAUCGACAUACCAGUACCUACGGUACCGUAGGCACAUCAUGUUGAGCAUUACGGUCGUCCACCUGCUCAUCCGCGGCGCGAUACUGCCCCCUACUCGGGCAAGGAACAGUAGAGGAGCAGCGCCAUCACAUGCCCCACAAGAGCACAACACUAGCGGUUUGAACAAAUCUUUGUUGUCCGCGCGUCCGGCCCCGACGACUCAGGGUUGGUGUUCGCAUUUGCGCGCGUACGUAGAUAAUCUUCAUUUACAAAGGAUUUUCAUUGGGGCACCAGCCAAGUGCGCAGGGACAACCCUUAACACUUUCUUUGGGCACACAUGGAAAUCGGUGUCCCGCGACACACGGAAGGACCAUUGUGAUUGGAAAGUUACAGGUUUUGGCAUUGGGAAGAAUCGCGAGAAUCGCCUCAUCGAUUUGCAGGAAUUGAUAUCUAGUCCGUGCGGCCUGGAGACAUUGUUUCUGAUCUCAGUGCGUGACAAGAUGUCCUGGCUCCGCUCUGCUACGAGGUACAUAUGUGAGCAGCGCGGAUGGGCUAAGCGUGGAAAGUGCAGUUCACUCGCAAGCUUUAGAUGGGUCCGCGAGCGCCCCCAUGAAUUGGGUCGUAGUCCAGCCGAUGUCGUUAGGAAGAAAUUUUUCACCUCCAACACGAGUGCGCGCGUUGCGAUAUUUGACUAUCGACAAAUGAAUAGUCUUCUCCAAUGCUUUCCUCAAGCAUCGACAAUUGCAACCAGCGGGGGGACGUCCAUGGCUUCGAUUAUUCCAAAGAAUGGGACAGAGGUAGGCUCCAGGGCAAUCAUUGUAUCUAAAAAUAGGGCGAUCCACAAGGUGGGCAAUUUGAAAGGAAAUCAAGUUUCUCAACUCGAAAAAAUUUCGCCUUCAGACUUACAGGAACUGUAUGACACCGAUGGUGUAGGAAAACAACGCUGGGACUCGAUGGAGCGAUACUUUUCUAUGGUGUUGCCUUGGAACUCUUCGUCAUCAUUGUCGUGCUCAAGCAGGUGUCAGUUGGCUAGUUGGCACGGUGACAAGCUGGAUUGCAUUGUGCUGUGACUGCAUGAGCUACUUCAGUCACGGUACUCAGGCUGAGGCUUGUAGUAAGAAACCCCCUACCCUAAGAAACCCCUUACUUCCCCCUUACUAUCGGAACAGAGUUCAUGACCUCUUACAGCGAUUGUGCUAUGAUGCUGUAGUUACCUUUAUCUAGAGCUCCUCACAGGUUCUAGUAGAUAUCAGAGGCUAGUGGCCUGUAUCUUAGGAUACUUCCUUCUCUCAGAGUUGAGGGGGUUCCCACACUCUCACGUUUCAGUGAGAGUUCUUCCUGUUGGCAUCUCCGUGUCACAUAGACACCCGAGAGACCUAGCUACCACAGCUGCAUUGUGCACUUGCUGCACCGUGACCCAGCUCAUUAGACACCAGCACAUACCGAAGCUAAUAUCGCUGGACCUCUAUUCCGG
Molecule: messenger RNA, 1453 nt
Organism: Pelagomonas calceolata
Lineage: Eukaryota; Pelagophyceae; Pelagomonadales; Pelagomonadaceae
Source: the annotation of a GenBank genome assembly